Messenger RNA from Tauraco erythrolophus (red-crested turaco), 1290 nucleotides. Its product is annotated as alpha-1-antitrypsin. The record is from RefSeq and is a predicted model, not a curated record. Gene Ontology annotation, molecular function: serine-type endopeptidase inhibitor activity. Lineage: Eukaryota; Metazoa; Chordata; Aves; Musophagiformes; Musophagidae.
AUGAAGCGUGCGUUGUAUUUGUGUUUGUUGCUUCUUGGACUUCAAGUCCAGGGUGAACGGAAGUCCAACCUCGAUAAUGAACAACAGCAACAAAAAAUACCCCAUUCCCCAGAAGAUCAUUCCCACACUGAAGGUGAAAACUCGGCUCAUGUCAAGAUAGCCCCCAGCAAUGUUGACUUCGCAUUUAGGUUUUACAAGCAGGUCAGAGAGGAGGCGGGCAACAAAAACAUUUUCUUCUCUCCUUUGAGCAUCUCCACUGCCUUUGCAAUGCUCUCCCUGGGGGCCAGGUCAAACACGCUCAGUCAGCUGCACAAAGGCCUCGCCUUCAACCUGACAGAGAUGGAAGAGCAGGAGAUCCAUGAGGGAUUUCAGCGUGUCCUUCAGCUGCUGAACGACCCUCACAGAGAAGUCCAGUUGAGCAUGGGUAAUGCCCUGUUUGUAGAUGACCGACUGAAAGUUCUCCAAAAAUUUUCUGAUGAUGUCACAAAUUUUUAUUAUUCUGAAGCUAUUUCUAGUAACUUUCAGAAUUCUUCAAAGGCUACAAAGGAAAUCAAUAACUACAUAGAAACAAAAACCCAUGGAAAAAUUGUUGAUUUACUUCAAAGUCUUGGUCCAGGCACUGUGAUGGUUCUGGUUAACUACAUUUUCUUUAAAGGCUACUGGGAAACACCUUUCAACGAAUUGAACACCAGAGACGAUGACUUCUGGUUGAAUGCCAAGAAUUCUGUUAAGGUCAAAAUGAUGCAUCAAAACAAGCACUUUAAUAUCCACAGGGAUGAGAAGUUUUCUUGCUGGGUAGUAGAAAUCCCCUACAAAGGAAAUGCUGUUGCAUUGUUUGUUCUGCCUGACGAAGGGACAAUGAAGCAGGUGGAGGAUGCUCUGAUAAAAGAAACAGUGUCUAACUGGAUGCAAUCACUUGAAAAAAGGAAAAUCUACCUGGACCUUCCAAAAUUCUCUAUCUCUGCCUUCUAUGAUAUUAAAAGCCUGUUAGAGAAAAUGGGUGUGACAGAGGUGUUCAGCGACCAGGCUGAUCUCUCUGGAGUGGCCGGGAAAACUGGUCUGACGGUUUCCAAAGCAAUUCACAAGGCCGUGGUGGAUGUUAGGGAGAACGGCACAGAGGCUGCUGCAGCGACCGUGGUAGAACUGAUGCUAAUGUCUGCAGGACCUGCUUCUCCUCCUCCUCUUCAUAUCAAAUUCAAUAGGUCCUUCCUGAUGAUGAUUAUUGACAAAACCACCCUCAACAUCCUCUUCAUGGGGAAAAUUGUGAACCCAGUUGCCAAGGAAGACUAG